UUACAAGAUUUGUUAUCAUGAAAUGAAAAGAGAGUAUGGGUGUUAUUGUUGCUUGAAGGAGGAUUGCAAUUACAUUAUUCAUGUGAAUUGUGCUGUUGAGGAUAAGGAUUUGUACUACAUGGUUGAUUCAGAAAAUCAAGAUGAGCCCAUCGAAAAUUUUAUAGAAUCCUCUAUCACUUGUGUCAUUGAGGUAAACGAAUGUGGAGAAGCAACAAAGAUAAAACAGUUCAGCCAUGAACAUUGCUUAAGUUUAGAAGACACGAACAGGGAUGAUGAUGACAAACAUUGUGAUGGAUGCACAUUAUCCGUCUUGGAUUCAUUUUACUCUUGUUUGCAAUGCAACUUCGUUCUCCAUAAAUCUUGUGCCGAAGUACCAAUGAAAAAGCAUCAUUGGUUUGAUCCCUGCAAAACCUUAAAUCAAAUUGCAUUUUCGAAUGUAAUGGUUGUCUUCAACUCUGCGGUGGUUUCAUCUACAAUUGUGAUGAAUGUGAUCUCUCAUUUUGCCUCAAAUGUGCUACAAUUUCGGAUACCCUCUCAUAUCCAGGUCAUGAACAUCCCCUCUUUUAAGAUCGCAAAUAUAAAGGGAAAUGCACUGCUUGUGGUAUUGAGGUUUAUCAUGCAUACAGAUAUAUGUAAGGAUUGCAAUUCUGCUUUGCAUUUUGAAUGCAUUACACUUCCACAUGUAGCGCGACAUAAGUGUGAUAAACGCUUUAUAGAACUUAGUUAUCAUGAUGGAAACGAUGAUCCAGAACAACAUUAUUGUGAUAUUUGUGAAGAAAGAAGAGAUCCAAAUAAUUAGUUUUAUCUUUGCUCCAUUUGUGAUAAUUCUGUUCAUCUCAAAAGUGUUCCUGGAGGAUAACCAUUUAUUAAG
Molecule: messenger RNA, 871 nt
Organism: Durio zibethinus
Lineage: Eukaryota; Viridiplantae; Streptophyta; Magnoliopsida; Malvales; Malvaceae
Source: RefSeq, a predicted model, not a curated record